AAGUUUUUUGUCUGUCAAUCGCUAGGGGACUCCAGCGUGGUGAUGCAUUGGACACACACUCACUCACAGUCACACACACAUACACACGCAUCUAGAUUAAUGUACUGCUCAGGAUGUUGCAACCGCAGCAGCCCAUCACAGGCAACGGGCCCAGCGCAAGCCGCGGUCUCGGGUUGAGCGUUCACCCGGGAAUGCAUCCCCUUAACCCGGUGCACCCGCCCUCUCAACACCGCCCCGAUGGAGACCCCGCGGGCCUCGAAGCCACCGAAAAUGGACACGACAACCGCCGAGACAUUGGAGAUAUACUGCAACAGAUCAUGACGAUCACCGACCAAAGUUUAGACGAAGCUCAAGCAAAAAAACACGCUUUAAACUGUCAUCGGAUGAAACCGGCUUUAUUCAGCGUCCUGUGCGAAAUUAAAGAGAAAACUGGUCUCUCCAUGAGAAACGCUCAGGAGGAGGAGCCUCCAGACCCACAGCUCGUGCGAUUGGACAACAUGCUGCUGGCCGAAGGCGUGGCCGGUCCAGAGAAGGGGGGCGGAGCCGCCGCUGCGGUCUCUGCGGCGACCAGCUCUGGCGGGAUGUCACCUGACAGCUCAUUGGAGCACUCCGACUAUAAAAGCAAGUUGAGCCAAAUUCGGAACAUUUACCACACAGAGCUGGAAAAAUACGAGCAGGCCUGCAGUGAGUUCACUACCCAUGUCAUGAACCUGCUGAGGGAGCAGUCGCGCACCCGGCCCGUGUCUCCGCGCGAGAUCGAGCGCAUGGUGGCCAUCAUCCACCGCAAGUUCAGCUCCAUUCAGACGCAGCUCAAGCAGAGCACCUGUGAAGCGGUCAUGAUACUGCGCUCACGCUUUCUGGACGCCAGACGCAAGCGGCGUAAUUUCAGUAAACAGGCUACAGAGGUGCUGAACGAGUAUUUCUAUUCACAUCUAUCGAACCCUUACCCGAGCGAGGAGGCCAAAGAAGAGCUGGCCAAGAACUGCGGUAUCACUGUGUCUCAGGUGUCCAACUGGUUUGGCAACAAGAGGAUUCGCUAUAAGAAGAACAUUGGGAAGUUCCAGGAAGAGGCCAAUCUGUACGCCAUGAAGACGGCCCUAGGGGCGACACAGAGCGAGGAAUCACCCCACACUCCAAACUCCACUGGUUCAGGGUCGUUCUCGCUGUCGGGGUCAGCUGACUGCUUCCUAGGAGUUCCUCCAAUGAACGGAGAGCAGCCUCCCUAUCACAUGGGGGCUCAGGACGCUCAAUCACGCUUCUCAGAAAGACUCUAUAGUACCAGAGAGAGCCGGACUAACGGUAACUGGCAGGAGCAGAACACGCCGCCCUCCGCCGCUUCACCCGGAUCCGAUCACUCCGACAACUCUGACUGAUGACCCCGAGGACAGACGAACGACGAAAGAAUGAUGGUCACUCUUCUACCCAACUGCAGUUUCAGUUUUUCUUGUUUGUUUUUUUACUUUUGUUAUUAUUAUUAUUAUUAUUAUUAUUAUUAUUGGACUUCACAUUGAGCCUCAUUCAUGAAACACAAGCAGAGUUUUUCAGUGUAAAUCAUUCAUAAAAUAUUCUUACAAAAAUUGUCAUGUUCCAUUCAAUGUGAUAAUCUACAUAAGAAUGGGCCUCAUUCAUAAAACAUGAGCAGAGUGAAUUUUUUCCGUAAAUUGUUCAUAAAAUGAAUUCAAUACGUGAAUAUAUAUGUGUGUGUGUGUGUGUAUAUAUAUAUAUAUAUAUAUAUAUAUAUAUAUAUAUAUACACACACACACACACACAGUAUAUUGGUUCAGCUUUUGUUUCAUGAAUAAGGCCGUUUCUCCGUUUGGAUGAAUGAGUGUUUGUGAGACAGAAGAGCUGGAUGAGAUCAUGGCUUUUAGUAUUUUAUUCUAGUUUUAUUUUACACGUUUCCACUACAUCACAACUUCCACUAUUUGUUACUGCAAUAUCUGGGUGUUGAAAGGGGAACUUUUUAACCUGCAUUAAGACUGCUUUCAUUAUAGCUAUAUUAUUAUUGUUAUUAUCACUGCUCUAUAUUGUUUAUUCAAAGCUCAGAUAGAAUUGGCUUGGGUGAAGGGGGCAAUAGAGAAAAAUCCAAAGAUUGUGUUUUGUGUGUGUGUGCGUGUGAGUUUCUCUUUUUUACUGGGUUUGUGUAUGUAUCAAUUAUAUGAAUGAGGUGCGUUUGCUGUCUUUAUUUACCGUUUGAAUGAGUAUAUCAACAGUGCUGUCUUUUUCUCUGUACAGUGAAACACCUGUAUUCUCUACCUCUUUUACAAUAAAGACUGUCUGUGUACACAUUCA
Ctenopharyngodon idella (grass carp) is the source of this 2292-nucleotide messenger RNA. It is a transcript of the gene pbx2, whose product is annotated as pre-B-cell leukemia homeobox 2. The transcript has 9 exons. Lineage: Eukaryota; Metazoa; Chordata; Actinopteri; Cypriniformes; Xenocyprididae. The coding region runs from base 114 to 1373 and encodes 419 amino acids. Gene Ontology annotation, cellular component: nucleus. Gene Ontology annotation, biological process: neuron development; regulation of transcription by RNA polymerase II; animal organ morphogenesis. Gene Ontology annotation, molecular function: RNA polymerase II cis-regulatory region sequence-specific DNA binding; DNA-binding transcription factor activity, RNA polymerase II-specific. The record is from RefSeq and is a predicted model, not a curated record.